Molecule: messenger RNA, 3492 nt
Organism: Zootermopsis nevadensis
Lineage: Eukaryota; Metazoa; Arthropoda; Insecta; Blattodea; Termopsidae
Source: RefSeq, a predicted model, not a curated record
UGCGUGAUGUCGGCCAUGUUUCUUGCAGUCAGCUACCAAAUGAAUUCUCUGUGGAUUAAAAUGAAUCCACAACAUCUAACCCAGCAACCACAGCAGCGAUAUGGAGCUCCACCAGGUACAGGGUUUGGUCCUCCACAAAGUGUAUAUCCUCAUAUUCCACAUGGGGGACCCAGACCAUCGCCAUAUGGUACACCAGGAGGAUUUCAACCAUCAUCUAGACUACCAGCAUCUGGGGCCAUUUACCCACUUGGUCCUCCAGGACCUCAGAAUAUGGUAUCACCUCCACAAGUCACCCCAUCCCCUAACAGUAGCAUACCUGCACCAUUUGGACCUAUGCCUGCUGGUCCUGGAAUGAUGACUGGAGGACCCAUGGCAAGCUCACAUCGCCCUGACUCUAGUGGAUCAAACAUGACGAAUAGGCUGGCAGGCCCUCCCAUAGGUUCUCAACCUACUGCACCCUGUGGACCUCGUACUGCACCACAACAGCCACCAAUAAUGUGGCCACCAGCAACAUUAGCUCCAAGUCACUUAGCCACUCAGUUAUCAGGGAUGAAUUUAAGUGGACAAUCACGACCACCUGUUCAGAUUUCUGACAUGUACCAUCCAAAUGCUGGAGUCCCACCUCAAAUGCAGCAGCCACCCAUGGGACCACAGGGUCCUGCUGCCAGUUACCCACCACCUCAUCAGCACAUGGGUCCACAGCAACCACCACAUCCAUUCAUGCAGUCACAACCUGCAAGACGUCUUGAUCCUGAAGAUAUGCCAAGUGCUGACAUGUACCAUCCAAAUGCUGGAGUCCCACCUCAAAUGCAGCAGCCACCCAUGGGACCACAGGGUCCUGCUGUCAGUUACCCACCACCUCAUCAGCACAUGGGUCCACAGCAACCACCAUAUCUAUUCAUGCAGUCACAACCUGCAAGACGUCUUGAUCCUAAAGAUAUGCCAAGUGCUAUUCAGGUGAUGAAAGAUGACCAGUGCAAUAGGUCAGGAUAUUUCUACACAAAUCAGAAGGGGAUGGUUCCACCUCUUGUCACUACCAAAUUCAUUACCCGAGAUGAAGGCAACGCUAGCCCCAGAUAUAUUCGUAGCUCAAUGUACAGUAUUCCAGCUACCACUGAUAUGAUGAAGCAAGUUGCUGUGCCAUUUGUUCUAGUAGUGAGUCCUUUAGCUCGGACAUUAGGUGAGGAAUAUUUGCCACCCAUUAUAGACAUGGGAGAAAUUGGACCUGUUAGGUGCAACAGAUGCAAAGCCUAUAUGUGUCCAUUCAUGCAGUUCAUUGAUGGAGGGCGACGUUUCCGCUGUCUGUUCUGCAAAGCCCCUACAGAAGUGCCACAAGAGUACUUACAGCAUUUAGAUCAGGUGGAUCGGUUUGAGAGACCAGAGUUGAUACUGGGAGCAUUUGAAUAUGUUGCGACAAAAGAGUACUAUAAGAACAACACAUUCCCCAAACCUCCAGCAUUCAUCUUUUUGAUUGAUGUGUCUUAUAAUAACAUUAAAUCUGGACUGGUUGAUCUUCUUUGUGGUCAAGUGAAAGAAAUUGUUAAACUAUUACCCAAGGAUGGAGGAGCUAAAAAGUCGAAUAUGAGGGUCGGUUUCAUAACCUAUGAUAACACAGUGCAUUUCUACAAUUUUGAGGGUUGUCUUGCUCAGCCAAAGAUGACAGUGGUGACAGAUGUACAGGACAUGUUUGAGCCUCUAAUAGGGGGUUUUCUGUGUGAUCCCACAGAAUCUGAGGCAGUUAUUAAUAGCCUGAUGAAACAGAUACCCACCCUGUUUGCUGACACUCGUGAGACAGAAACAGUACUGGCACCAGCAAUCCAGGCUGGUCUUAAAGCACUCCAGGCCUCAAAAUGUGCUGGGAAGCUGUUGGUAUUCCAUUCUUCCUUACCAACAGCUGAAGCUCCAGGAAAACUCAAAAACCGAGAUAACAAGAAACUGCUUGGCACAGAAAAGGAAAGAGAAUUGUUAGCACCACAGGGGUGUGUGUACAGCCACCUGGGCGAGGAAUGUGUUGCUGCUGGAUGCAGUGUCGAUCUGUUUAUAUUCAACAAUUCUUACAUUGACUUGGCCACCAUUGGUCAAGUAUCAAGAUUGACUGGCGGAGAAAUCUACAAGUACUCAAAUUUUAAGGCUGAUGUGGAUGGUGAACGACUUAUAGCAGAUAUCAAACAUGAUGUGAGUCGUCCAGUUGCAUUUGAUGCCGCCAUGAGAGUGCGCACAUCUACAGGUGUUAGGGCGACUGAUUUCUAUGGUCAUUUCUUUAUGUCAAACACAACGGAAAUGAUGCUUGCCAGUAUUGACUGUGAUAAGGCUCUCGCCAUAGAAAUCAAACAUGAUGAUAAGCUUACAGAAGAUGGAGUGUAUAUUCAGGUUGCUCUGUUGUAUACAUCAUGUGGGGGUCAGAGACGCAUUCGCAUCCUCAAUCUUUCACUCAAUACGUGCACAGAGAUGGCUAACUUUUAUCGAAGUUGCGACCUGGAUAGCAUUAUUAACUUUAAUGCUAAACAAACUGUGUUCCGACUGUUGGAGUCAUCACCAAAAUCAGUCAGACAAAACCUGGUAAAUCAGUGUGCACAGAUGCUGGCUUGCUACAGGAAGAACUGUACUAGUCCAACUUCAGCAGAACAGCUUAUCUUGCCUGAGUGCAUGAAGUUGUUCGGACUUUAUGUUAACUGCGUUCUCAAGAGUGAUGCAGUUUCAGGAGGAUCUGACAUGACUAUCGAUGACCGAUUUUUUAUAAUGCAAGCAGUUACAAUAAUGGAUAUUCCAUCAUCUGUUGUGUUCUUUUACCCACGACUUAUCCCACUUCAUGACAUCGAUGUUGAUUCUGAUGAACUGCCAUCUUCCAUCCGCUGCAUGUCAGAUAACAUUAGAGAUGAUGGUGUGUACUUGUUAGAGAAUGGGAUCCGCUUAUUCUUGUGGAUUGGGCUGAAUGUUGAUAUGAAAUGGGUACAGAAUGUGUUUGGUGUUCAUUCAUUUGCUCAGAUUGACACUGAUCGUACAUCAUUGCCUGUGCUAGAUAAUGCACUUUCAGCAAGGAUAAAAUUCGUCAUUGAUUCUGUUCGCAAGGAGAGACAUCGAUGCAUGAGGUUAACACUGGUAAGACAACAUGACAAAAUGGAGAACGUGUUCAAACAUUUCCUGAUCGAGGAUCCCGGCUUGCAUGGCACAGCAUCAUAUACAUGUUUCUUGUGCUAUAUGCAAAAGAAAGUACUCAAUCUGCUUAGCUAGAAGGAUGUUACAGUUAACAGCCAGCAACAUGGUAAUGUGAACAAAUCCUGAACCUGAGGCUGUAAUGCUUCAAAGGGUUACUAAAUUGGCAACAGUCAUUAAUUAAAAAAUAUGAAAAUAACUGUCACCAUUUUCUUCAACCCGUUAUAGUUUGUCAUGGCCUGUAUGUGUAUUUGUAUUUGCUGUUGCCAUACGUUUUUGUUUAUAUGUAAUAAGUGACUGUAGAAACUUUGAUGAUAAAUUUGGACAACAGCAAAAGUA